AUCACGUGACUCGGUUAGGCAUUGGGACUCCCACGUUAUAAGACCCGUGUGUCAACUGUGAACGCUCCGAUCAGAUACACGAUUUAAAUGUAAUUCUGUAUGGAUGUAACCGUGUUUAACAGAUAGACUAAAACUGUAACCAUGGCAACAGCACUGCCAAGGAUUGCUCCGAUUGGCACACCUGUGUCCCGUGCUGUGUCUAGUCAGCCCCGCUCAUUCUCCACCCCUUGCACCCCUUCUAUAUAUGGACCUUACCCACCUAGGGAGCUAUCAAGCUCCAUGGACCAUGUAUAUGUGCCUGGGAGAAUUAACCCCCUUGCUCCUCCUCCAUCUAAACGACGUAUCAACAUGAGUUGGGAAACGUCGGAACAGCAUUUACAUAAUCAUAAGAGAAGUCAGCUGAUGCAACGACGGGAACAUGAAAGAUAUCACUCAGCCUGGUCAAAGGCGUUUUAUGGUUCUGUAGCAGAACAGGAAUAUUAUAGGAAACACUUCCGAGAUGUACUCAAGCAGCAGAUGGCUGACACUGAAGACAAACGGAGGAAGAAUGUAAAGGAGAAGAAAAAGGAGAGUGAAGUGGCUCUAGCUCAAGAUGAUAAUGACAAGAUUCAAGACAAAGAUGCUUUUGUUAAGAAACACUCUUAUCUACAGACUUUCCGCGACUCUAACAAACAGACUAUGGAAGAGAGAUGGAGUAACAACAGAACAAACAAAUUCAUGGAGGAUCGGUCCGACAGAGAUAGAGGGCGCUACAAUCCUAUCAACUGGACAUGUAGUCUAAAGUGAGGCUCCGUAGCCUAUAACAAACUUCUGGUCUUCAGUAUUGAUGGUCAAUUGUUUAUAAACUUCACACAGAGCCGACCUUCAUUCUAUAGGAACCAUUGUGUACUGAAUAGCGGAAUAUUUCAUUUGAUGGACAAACAGACUUUGACAUUGAGUGAAUUAAGGUCAAAGAUGACGUAAACAAGAAAUUCACGUUACAAUUCCGCUAAGAAGAAAUAUUUUUAGUGCGAACAUUUUUGUUACGUUACAUACUGUUGUUGAUUCAAUCGACUCAACUGUAUCUAAAAAAGGUGUAAAUGUUUAUAGAAAUAUUCAAAACUAAGAAUCUGUAUUAAAUCAUACUGUUUAACAUUUACUGGGCAAAACAUCUGCUCGUACAGUCAUUGCCGAUAAUGCCGUUCAGUAUUUGUCUGACUUUCACUCGUGUUUAAUUAUGCUAUUUAUUAUUGAACUACUCGGAUGCUGAAUUUGUCUGAACAGUAUCUUUGUUUUGUUAAAGACUUGAGUUACAGUGACCUAGAUUUUAAAAGAUCGGUUUUGAAUGACCUAUUUUUUAUGCUAACAAUUGGUAUAUAUAUAGAUUAUUGAAGACAGUUAGCAAGUGGUGUUGAAUCUUCAUUGUAUUCAAGCUGAAACACUGGGAACUCUAAGAUACACUCCAGGAAAAGCUUGAACUGUGUAACAGACACUCACACAUGUGUACGAGAGGGCUCACCCGAGCCUGGACUUGUGAGGCCAAAAUGUUUACCUUUUGUUGAUAAUUAACUCAUUCAUCCCUGAAAUUUCAUAAUGAAUUAUUCCAACCUUUGAAAUACUAGUAGAAGAGUUAAAAUGUGUCUUCUGGGGUGAAUGAGUUAAGUUUUGCUUUAUUUGCAAUUGAUGAUGCUAACAGCUUCAGUAGUAGAAUUGUAUCAGCUGUGUUGUGAAACAUACAAUCUGCAGAUUAUAGCUGAAAUGCAAAAGUUUUCUACAAUGAAUUAACAUGCUACAUAAAGUGCUUUAAUGCUGAAAUGACAUAUCAAAGAUAUGUAUAUAUAUAUGCUGGGUAUAAACAUAUCCAACCAGAAUCGCCAGGGACGUUUAUAGUUUCAUAUAAAUGUGUCAGAAGGAUUCGUAAUAGUAAUAAUAAUCCAAAGAUCAAUACUUGUGGCAAAAAACAUGAUUUGUCCAUUACAAACAACAAAUUUAUAGAAACUUUUCAUCAGGUAUGAACAAUUUUGGAAUUUUGAACUAGGAAUAAUGAAUUCAAGUUGUGAAGAUAAUAAAAAAAAAGAUGAUACAGAAAGUAAAUGACAGUUAAAAUGUAUAAGCUGGUGAAUUUACUCCGAGGCUCUGAUGUAAAAGAUCCUUCACCUGGACUAAUAAUUGUUCUGAUCCAGAACUAUUGAAAAAUAUUAACCACAUGCAAAUCAGUUAAAAUACUAAUAUGUGGAGAUACUGCCUGGAUGCGAGUAAUUAAUUAGGACAAAAAAAUACAAAAGUAAGAUAAUCUUAUCAUGUCAUAUACCAAGCAACUUUAAACAACAGAUUUCCAUUCCAUAAGUAUUUUACUUGUAAUUGAACAUGUUUAUACUACCGUAGACGCUAUUACCUGCCAAGUAAAUAUAUGUAAAAGCACCGUGAGGUCAACGAACUCUCUCGAAGCUUGAUACAAGUUGCAAUGGACACUAAAACCAAAUCGGUGAACAAAGAAACCUAGAUUAACCCUUUCACCCCUAAAUACCUUUAGUAGACUCUACCAUACAUUUGUCUGGUGAGUCCAUUAUGGUUUACAGUGGUGAAAGGGUUAAAUGAGAAAUGGUUGGUAUUCUAAAGAAAUCAACAAAACAGGAAUAAUAAUUGUAAGUGUAUUUUGAAUUUGAUAUUUUCUUUAUAUCUGUCCGGUGUGAAAAAUCCAAUAUUUCAUGCUUUCAUCCCACUUUAGUUUUAAUUAAUAUACUUCCAGAACUUAAAAGAUUAAAAGCCAAAUGGAAAGGAAGUGUUUUGAUUAAAUAGUCCUACUGAAUUUAGCCUUAAUACGGGAUGAGACAAUUUAUCAGGUCAAAUAUGUUACUUAAUAUUGAUUUUUAUUUGUUAAUUCAUAACGCGUGUUUGGGUAUGUAUUCAAUGUUUUUC
Mizuhopecten yessoensis (Yesso scallop) is the source of this 2898-nucleotide messenger RNA. RefSeq lists its product as uncharacterized. Lineage: Eukaryota; Metazoa; Mollusca; Bivalvia; Pectinida; Pectinidae. The record is from RefSeq and is a predicted model, not a curated record. The transcript has 4 exons. The coding region runs from base 142 to 786 and encodes 214 amino acids.